GUCUGGAGGACAGGAGGUUAUCACAUAUCCGCGGUCAGAAAAGCCACGGGCGCUCCCCAUAUUUGAUUGACCAACGAAAGUCCACGCCGGGAGACACCGUUGGAAAUGGACGCUCCACGCGACGACCACCGCCUCUCCGAGAACAGGAAUGGCAACGGCUGCGGUGAGGCCGAUGGUCGGCUUUCGAAGCGGCCGCGGCCUCACCCUGCGCCCAUCUCCGCCGCUGAGAUCGUGGAGGAGUUCUCCCACAACGACCCCGCCGUGGCGCGCGUCAACAACGGCAGUUUCGGCUGCUGUCCGGCGUCCGUCCUCGCCGCUCAGCUCCGGUGGCAGCGCCUGUUCCUCCGGCAGCCCGACGAGUUCUACUUCAGCAGCCUUCACCCCUCGCUGACCCGCUCCCGUUCCCUCGUCCUGGAGCUCAUCAACGCCGCUCACCUCGACGAGGUCUCCCUCGUCGACAACGCCACCACGGCCGCCGCCAUCAUCUUCCAGCACGUCGCUUGGUCCUUCAUCGAGGGCGCCUUCAACCCUGGCGACGCCGUCGUCAUGCUCCACUACGCCUACGGCGCCGUCAAGCGGUCCAUCCACGCCUACGUCACCCGCGCCGGCGGCCACGUCGUCGAAGUCCCCCUCCCCUUCCCGCUGUCCUCCCCGGACGAGGUCGUCGCCGAGUUCCGCCGGACGCUAGGCCUCUGCCGGGCCGGAGGCCGGAGGGUCCGCCUGGCCGUGAUCGACCACAUAACCUCAAUGCCCUGCGUCGUGAUCCCGGUGAAGGAGCUCACCCGGAUCUGCCGCGAGGAGGGCGUCGAUCAGGUGUUCGUCGACGGUGCCCACUCCAUCGGCAACGUCGAGGUCGACGUGCAGGACAUAGGAGCCGACUUCUACACCAGCAACCUCCACAAGUGGCUCUUCUGCCCGUCCUCGGUGGCCUUCCUGCACACGAGGGGGUCAUCGGCGGCCGCGCCGCGCCUGCACCACCCCGUGGUCUCGCACGAGUACGGCAACGGCCUCCCACUCGAGAGCGGGUGGAUCGGCAACCGGGACUACACCCCGCAGCUGGUGGUGCCAGCGGUGGUGGAGUUCGUGGAGAGGUUCGAGGGCGGCUUGGAGGGGAUCCGGCGGAGAAACCACGAGAAGGUGGUGGAGAUGGGGAAGAUGCUGGCCGAGUUCUGGGGAACUUUUCUCGGGUGCCCGCCGGAGAUGAGCUGCAGCAUGAUAAUGGUGGGCCUGCCGGGCUGCCUAGGAAUCUCCAGCGAGACAGACGCAAUGAAGCUCAGGGCCCUGCUGAGGGAUGAGUUCAAGAUCGAAGUGCCCAUCCACUACCAGUCACCACCCAAGGACGGUGAGGCAGCAGGGGCGACGGACGAGAGCGGCGCCACGGUCACGGGUUAUGCGAGAAUUUCCCAUCAGGUGUACAAUGUGGAGAACGACUACUGCAGACUCCGGGAUGCUGUUCACAAGCUCGUUCGCGAUGGAUUCAGUUGCAUCCAAAGCACAGAGCGCGUGCCAUCUAAAGUCAAAGAUGGAUGAACUCCAUUUGGUUAGAGACUUUCUUGUGGUUGUGUAGGAAGGAAUUCAACAUAGCUCUAAGUGAGAAGCAGCUAUUGGAUUUCAGUCAAGAUUUUCUAAGCAUGGAGGCUGUGGCAAGUUUCAAAGACCAUUAGGACCAGUUAGUUGGUGCUUAUUGGGGGCUUCUUGAAGCUUGACCGGGAAACAGCAGCUAGCUGCUUGCUAGAUUUUGAUUAAGCUUUUCUAAGUGCUUCCUGGUGGAUGUGACAACUCUCAAACACCUCUUUUAAGUCAAUGUGUUGGUGCUUGGUGUGUCAUCCUGGAUUGAUUCUAAAUGGCACGGAUCAUUUCUGGAAGCAAAGAAAAUAUAAAUGGUCAUGUAAAAGGGUGAAUUUUGAUAAAGUC
Messenger RNA from Musa acuminata subsp. malaccensis (wild Malaysian banana), 1914 nucleotides. Its product is annotated as putative L-cysteine desulfhydrase 1. NCBI's taxonomy places the organism in Eukaryota, Viridiplantae, Streptophyta, Magnoliopsida, Zingiberales, Musaceae. The record is from RefSeq and is a predicted model, not a curated record.